Phycomyces blakesleeanus NRRL 1555(-) is the source of this 1299-nucleotide messenger RNA. RefSeq lists its product as hypothetical. Bases 1 to 1299 code for a protein of 432 amino acids. The transcript has 4 exons. The record is from RefSeq and is a predicted model, not a curated record. NCBI's taxonomy places the organism in Eukaryota, Fungi, Mucoromycota, Mucoromycetes, Mucorales, Phycomycetaceae.
AUGUACUUUGAUGACAUUUCCGCCUGGUUAAGACCUUUGGAAGACUUCAAAGUAGGCAACCCUUCGAAGAACAUAUACCAGCCGAGCAUAUAUACCCAACUCUCAACCUUCUCUGAAUCAUCAUUUUUUGCAUUAGAUGAACUUCAUUUAAUUGCAAGAGGGAUUGGAAAGCUUGUGUAUGACCUGAUUACCGUCACCCUCACAAAGGAAACCAAAUUUUAUUAUACCCAUCCAGACAAUACCCUCAAUACCAUCGAAUACCCUUUUCAUAUACCAAGAGCAGACCUUGUAACAAUUGGAAACUGUAUCACCAGCUCACAAAAAUAUAUACCCACCUCAUUUCAAGGCAGUUUCGACAACGUAUUUGCCAAGAUCAAUGGUAUUCAUGCAGUGGACUGGCUUGACUUUCUCUUAUACCUUGUCCCCACUUUGGUCGUGCCUUAUUUACCAAAUAGGGCUGUCAAAACAGCUCUAUUAUCUCUCGUGAAAGGUUGCGCACUUGCCUUGCAAUGGACGUUGACAUCAGAAUUGCUUGAUGAGAUGGAGUCUGUUUUCCGACUAGUGCAACAUUACCUGGUCCAUAUACCCUAUAUCAUCAAGCAGCAAGGCCCCCUGCGAUGCUACUCCACUUGCUCAAUGGAGAGAGUAAUUGGCAUCUUCUUGAAAUUGAUAAAGUCCAAAUCAAAGGGUGGCCAAAACGCCAGUUUUCUUGUUGAGCGAUUUGCAAUUCACAAUUAUACCAGCACGGCAAUCAGCAUCUGUGAUGAAAUCAACCUCAUUUGGCCAAAGCCAUAUGGAAGAGAGAGCUACAUGGACCUUCCUAAUGAUCCUAGUGGUGCGCAGUUGUGGGAGCCAUUUCAUCAGUUUGUUAAUUUGAACGAUGAUUCAGUGGAAGGUGUAGGUGGCCCUAGUGUGAAGGAAGCUUUAUUGAAAUACUACCAGAGAACAACAGACUUGACUGGCCACGAGUUUGGUGACUCUGUUGUUGUUGUAGCUGCACGUCUGUGGAUGGACUCGACUGUAUAUUCCUCAUGCAUGUACCAAAGAAAGAAAAACAAGACCAGCCGUAGCAACCAUUACGUGAUGUUUACUUGCCCCUAUAGAAACAACCGUAAUGUAAUUGUUCACAGCUGGCUCGUCGGUACAGUACAGUUCUACUUUCAGCAUGUAGAUUUCUAUGGCUUCCCACACUUUCUUGCUUUCGUGGAGGUCAUGAAGGAACAUGACGUGGCUGACCAUGACUCAUCAGUACCUAUCAUCAAACAACAGUCACAAAGCACCCGUACACUAGGCCACUAA